This is a messenger RNA of Chara braunii, 4047 nucleotides long. The record is from the annotation of a GenBank genome assembly. NCBI's taxonomy places the organism in Eukaryota, Viridiplantae, Streptophyta, Charophyceae, Charales, Characeae.
CGACUGUCAUAGGGUCAGGCUGUAACAGUUGGCUAGAAUACCUAACAUCAUCUUCUCGCGGUCCAAUGGAACCCGACACGAUGGCGCCACAACCGACCACGGGCGAAGCGGGAGAAGAGUACAGAGCAUCGCCCGAUCGAGCACUGAGGGAUCUGAAGCAACGAAUUAGGCAAGAAGCACCGCUGAGAUGGGCUGACCAAACCAAUGACAGAGGGUCUGACAUGAGAGGCGAACCAGUUGCGACAGAGCCGCGGAAGGCUCAAAAGACGGGUACCUCGAGCGGACGACGAGAAGCGACGAGGUGGCGCUCCCCCGAGUACGAGCGGAGGGACACCAUAGCGGAUAGGCACAGAGACGACUGGAGAGAAAGUUUGAGGGAUUCCUAUUGGAGGGACAGAGAUAGAGACAGGGCGCCGCCCAGGCGAGUCUUCGACCCCCAGACAGGGGAGUCACAUCCGCUCCCUUACGAGAGCAAGGAUCGCUAUAUUAUUACGCACAAGGCCUCAGAGCCUCCUACCUUCAGGGGUUAUGAUAUCACAGAAUAUCUGGAGAAGUGGGAGCUUCACGCCAGCCGGAGUCAGUGGUCGGAGGAAGAGAUUAUAGAGAACUUCCUAUUUAAUGUGGACCCAAGUCUCGGUAGGGAAGUUAAGGAAGCUCGACCGAAGGAUGGGAAAUGGACUACAUACAAAAAGAAUCUCGUUGAACUUUACAAACUGGAGGAUAACAAGUAUUCCAUCAAGGACCUUGAAACAAUGACUCAAGAUGGAGAUGAGAGCGUACGGGCAUUUGGGAUCCGUUUUCAAAAGAUCUCCAACGUGCUGAUGAAGAAGGGGAAGAUCUCAGAGGUCGAGCGUUGUACUAUCUUCAUCGGACACUUGGCCAAAGACCGAGACCGCAAAGAUCGCGAGCCGUUUGCGCGAGCAAGGAGGCUGGAUGAUUACCCGCGAAGCCCUCACUAUGAGGCCGAUCGCGGUAGAGGCGACUCCCGCGGGCGAUGGGAGACAGAUCAGGGCCGACGAGAUGGAUAUAGGGACGACAGAUACGAGAGAUCAGACCGAGAUGGAUAUAGGGACGACAGAUACGAGAGAUCAGACCGAGAUGGAUAUAGGGACGACAGAUACGAGAGAUCAGACCGAGAUGGAUAUACGGACGGCAGAUACGAGAGAUCGGACCAAGACGGAUAUAGGGACGAGAGAUACGAGGGGUCGGGUCGAGAUGGCUACAGAGGUGGUAGGUAUGAAAGAGGAGAUCGGGAUUGGGAACGACGAGAUAGGUCGCGAGGACGGUUUGAGCGCGGGGGAGAUGCGAGAGAGCAGCGCGACGAGUCGCGGGGGUGGUACAACCGAGGGGACCGACGCGAUGAGUCACGAGGGCGAUAUGACUCGGGGAACCGCCGGAAUGAUUCACGAGGGCGGUAUGAGCAAGGAGGCUCUGGAGGAGACCGCCGCAACGAUUCGCGCGGUCGGAAUGAGAGAGGGGGAUAUGGCGUCUCACCAGAACCAUAUCCGAAGUCGCCUGACCCCAAGGCGGCCAGGAAUUCGAUUUCUAGAGGUGCAGACGACAGGGCAUCUACUCCCAAGAACUCAUGCAUCUACUGUAGAAGAGAAGAUCAUAUCAAGAGGGAUUGCCCGGACCUCAAACGAGCAAUAGAUGAGGGACUUGUCGUGCUUGACGACCGCAAGUACGUCAAGUGGGCAGAUGAUCUGAGAGAUGUAUCGAUGUUCCCUUCGAUGAAGGAGAAUGUCGAAGCAAGGAGAAUAAAGACGAGUAAAGGUAUGGAGCCGGUCAGGAGCCAGAGCGUCAAGAUAAUCUUUGAGGGGGAUAUCGCGACCACACCCAUAAGGGUGGCAGCCACCAAGUCGGCAAGAGGGUCUACAUCGAAGAAGACUGACACGAAUUACGUGAUGACGGAGAAGGACGGGCAGCGAGUCGAUGGAGAGGAGGUUAUCCUUUCGCCGCGAAAGAGGGGAGUGAAGAUGUUCUUAAUGAAGAGUUCGCUGGACGAGAUUGACACGGUUGAGCCACUGAGGCGGGCCCUUCGGCAACCAAUGCAGUGCUCUAUUCUGGAGUGCCUGGCGGCAUCGAAGCUGGCUCGUGAUGAAUUACAGAUGAUUACGCGGAAGACUCGCAUACCUCUAUCAGAGGAGGGUCAGGGGGCCCCUAAAGCGGAAGCUUCUACAGUAGCGGUAACGGGGGUGACUGCUAGAGCGGAUCGCAUAGUCCUUCUCGAUGGGAUGGAAGGUGUGCCUCCAGACAAGUUUUAUAUACUUGGUAGCGGGGCCGUAGAGACGAUUAUAAACGAUGGAGCGAUACUCGAUGCUGUGAUUGAUAACGGCAGUGAGGCUGUCAUCAUAGACGAGGACCUGGCAUUACAAGUUGGACAAGGCCUCGAUAGAUCAUACCUGUUCGAGAUAGAGACGGCUGAUGGGAGAAAGCAACAGUUCACUGGGGUUUGUCACAAGGCACCCAUAGAGGUCCAAGGGGUACGAGUGACCCUCCCUGUCUUUGCAGUCAAGAACUGCAGCUCCGACAUGCUCUUGGGUCGAACGUGGCUGAGCCACGUGCAUGCGGUGACGAUAGAACGACCUGAUGGGAGCCAAACAUUGUCCAUUAAGAAGCCAGACGAGACACGGGUAAUGAUUGAGACAGUGGAGCCUCGGGACCCGAGGAACAGAGCAGCUCUYGCUGUGGGUGCAAGACCCAGUGAUCAGAUUAAGUCGUUGCCUAUCUCCAGCCGCGCGGUGCGAUUUCGCGAGAAAAAGUAUGGACCACUGCUCACAAAAGAAGAAGGAUAUGAUGAGGUACCGCUUGACCCUAGGGACAGACACCUCACGGCUAUGCAUACGCCAUUGGGACUAAUACAGAUGAUGGUUGUCCCUAUGGGGUGGACUAAUGGCGUAGCCGUUUUUCAGAGAGCCAUGGUAGCCGUCCUCAAGGACUUCAUCCCUGAUAAGGUUGAAGUUUUUCUGGAUGACUUUCCUAUAAAAGGGUCUGUAGACAGGGAUGAGACAGAGGUUGUACCUGGAGUUAGAAGAUUCGUCGAGCAGCACCUAACAGAUAUUUGCGCGGUACUCGAGCAGCUGGAAGAUGCGAAUUUGACAGUCAGCGGAACCAAGAGCCGAUGGGCCGUUUCGGCUAUUAAGAUCUUGGGUUUUAUCUGUGACUCGAGAGGGCGCCGAGCAGAUCCGGUGAAGUUAGACAAACUUCUGAACUGGCCGUCACCGUUGCAUAGCCCUACCGAGGUCCGACAGUUUCUAGGAGUGGUCGGUUACUGGCGUAUAUUCAUACGGGGGUAUGCGGAGAAGGUUGAGUCAUUGAGGUUACUCCUUCGAAAGAUUGAAAAGUUCUACUGGGGCUCUUCACAGGAACUCGCUAUGCAAGAACUUAAAGACGAAUUUAAGGAGGGAGGACGCGUGUUGGGCGUGCCAUUCUUUGACGAUGAGACCGAGAGACCCUUCAUAGUAUCCACGGAUGCUGGACCAUGUUCAGUGGGUGGUUUGCUGUCUCAGAAAGAUGCUGRAGGGAAGGAAAGACCGUUAAGAUUUGAGAGUAGGACACUUAAUACGGCUGAGCGUAACUACAGUCAGUUCAAGAAAGAAGUGCUAGCUGUUCUCCGGUGUCUAGACACGUUCAGACACUAUAUCUAUAGGCGACGGUUCAUCUUGAGAGUAGACCCCACCGCGGUUGCUUCUGCCCUCCAGAAGGACUUUAGUCUGACGGACCCGACCAUCGCCCGAUGGUUAAUACGGAUUCGGCUAUACGAUUACACGGUUGAGAGAGUAUCUGGUACUAAAAAUGCUGUGGCAGAUGGACUUUCACGCAUCCCUCUCGAGCGUCCGAUAGUAGUUGGGGCUCUGACAAUGGCAGAGCCGAGGCGCGCCGAUAGAUUUUUAGUUAAUCUUUACGAGGGCAAGUACCGAAUGAUCGGACUACACCUGACGGGAGAGGAGAGUCAAGAUUCAUAAAUCCGAAGGCAAGCAGCCCAGUAUUGCCUUAGAGCAGGCCACCUUUUCCGAAGGCCAGUAGGGUCCGGAAUGCCCUUACGAG